GGCGCGGUGCCCGCUGGCGCGCAGAGAGUGACGGGUGAGCUGCGGGGCCAGCGGUCUGGGCGCCGAGGAUGUGCGGCCGGACGUCCUGCCACCUGCCUGUGGAGGUCCUGGCCCGGGCCUGCGCCUACCGGGACCGGCAGGGCCGCCAGCGGCUCCCGGAGUGGAGGGACCCCGACCGGUACUUACCCUCGUACAACAAGAGCCCGCGGUCCAGCAGCCCGGUGCUCCUGUCCCGGCUGCACCUGGAGAAGGACGCAGACUCGUCCGAGCGGAUCAUUGCGCCCAUGCGGUGGGGCUUGGUUCCCUACUGGUUCAAAGAAGCGGAUCUUUCCAAGCUGCAGAUCAACACCAGCAACUGCCGCAGUGACACCAUAAUGGAGAAGCGGUCCUUCAAGGUGCCUCUGGUUAAGGGGAGACGCUGUGUCAUCUUAGCGGACGGAUUCUACGAGUGGCAGCGACGUCAGGCCACGAACCACCGGCAGCCCUACUUCAUCUACUUCCCGCAGAUCAAGACCGAGAAGUCCGAGCAGGUGGGUGCUGUGGCCAGCCCCGAGGACUGGAAGAAGGUCUGGGACAACUGGCGGCCGCUGACGAUGGCCGGCAUCUUUGACUGCUGGGAGCCCCCGGAGGGCGGAGACUGCCUCUAUUCCUACAGUAUCAUCACGGUGGACUCCUGCAAGGUCAUGACCGACAUCCACAACAGGAUGCCUGCCAUACUGGAUGGGGAGGAGGCAGUCUCUAAGUGGCUGGACUUUGGUGAGGUCUCAGCUCAGGAAGCUCUGAAGUUGAUCCACCCCACGGAGAACAUCGCCUUCCACCCAGUGUCGUCCAUGGUGAACAGAUCCUGGAACAACGCUCCCGAGUGUCUGCUCCCGCUCCACCUGCUGACCGGAAAGGAGCUCAAGGCGAGCGCCAGCAGCCAGAAGAUGCUGCAGUGGCUGGCCACGAAGUCACCCAAAAAGGAAGAGCCCAAAACACCCCAAAAGGCGGAGUCAGAUGUGCCCCAGUGGUCCAGCCAGUUCCUGCAGAAGAGCCCGCAAACCCCCAAGCGAGGCAGCGCUGGCCUCCUGGAGCGGUGGCUGAAGCGGGGUCAGGGGGAAGAGCCUGCGGCCAAGCGGCCUCACACGCAGUAGCACCGGCCUUCCCGAGGCCGCGGCCCGGGCGCUCGCUGCUAACUACCGCGCGACCACAGGUCGUGUGUGUGUGUGUGUGUGUGUGUGUGUGUGUGUGUGUGUGUGUGUGUGUGUCACGGCCGAGGCGCUCGGUGCUAACUACCGCGCGACCACAGGUCGUGUGUGUGUGUGUGUGUGUGUGUGUGUGUGUGUGUCACGGCCGAGGCGCUCGGUGCUAACUACCGCGCGACCACAGGUCGUGUGUGUGUGUGUGUGUGUGUGUGUGUGUGUGUGUCACGGCCGAGGCGCUCGGUGCUAACUACCGCGUGACCACAGGUCGUGUGUGUGUGUGUGUGUGUGUGUGUGUGUGUGUGUGUGUGUGUGUGUGUGUCACAGCCGAGGCGCUCGGUGCUAACUACCGCGCGACCACAGGUCGUGUGUGUGUGUGUGUGUGUGUGUGUGUGUGUCACGGCCGAGGCGCUCGGUGCUAACUACCGCGCGACCACAGGUCAUGUGUGUGUGUGUGUGUGUGUGUGUGUGUGUGUCACGGCCGAGGCGCUCGGUGCUAACUACCGCGCGACCACAGGUCGUGUGUGUGUGUGUGUGUGUGUGUGUGUGUCACGGCCGAGGCGCUCGGUGCUAACUACCGCGCGACCACAGGUCGUGUGUGUGUGUGUGUCACAGCCGAGGCGCUCGGUGCUAACUACCGCGCGACCACAGGUCGUGUGUGUGUGUGCGUGUGUCACGGCCGAGGCGCUCGGUGCUAACUACCGCGCGACCACAGGUCGUGUGUGUGUGUGUGUGUGUGUGUGUGUGUCACGGCCGAGGCGCUCGGUGCUAACUACCGCGUGAUCACAGGUCGUGUGUGUGUGUGUGUGUGUGUGUGUGCGCGCGCGUGUGUGUCACGGCCGAGGCGCUCGGUGCUAACUACCGCGUGAUCACAGGUCGUGUGUGUGUGUGUGUGUGUGCGCGCGCGUUUGUGUGUGCGCGCGUGUGUGUGUGUGUCACGGCCGAGGCGCUCGGUGCUAACUACCGCGUGAUCACAGGUCGUGUGUGUGUGUGUGUGUGUGUGUGUGUGUGUGUCACGGCCGAGGUGCUCGGUGCUAACUACCGCGUGAUCACAGGUCGUGUGUGUGGGUGUGUGCGCGAGCGCGUGUGUGUGUCACGGCCGAGGUGCUCGGUGCUAACUACCGCGUGACCACAGGUCGUGUGUGUGUGGGUGUGUGUGUGUGUGUGUGUCACGGCUGAGGUGUGUGUGUUGGGAGUUCCAAGGCUGAGGGGUGUGUGUGUGUGUGUGCACGCGUGUGUGUUGGGAGUUCCAAGGGCGAGAGGUGCUGCGCUGAAUCCUACUGUGAUCACAGGUUGCACUUGGGGUGGGAGGUUGGUGGUGGAGUGGCUCCCAUCAUAGCUCAGUGUUAGUUCAGGGUUUCCGCCUCCCGAGGCAGUGCGUGCUGGCUGUGACCGGGACUGCCGGAUGGGAUGGGCGGGCAGCCCCCAUCAGCUCCGAGAAAGGGGAGGGAGCGCUGGCCCACAGCCCUCGCCCGGUGGCUGGGUGGCCAGGUGGGCCCUCCCUCAGAGCCCGUCCCUGCUGGCGGUUCUCAGCAGACGCUGUAUUCUGCUCAGCCUGUGGGCUCUUUCAGUGUUUGGGAGUAACCUUUUUCUUUUUCUCUGAAUAAACUGUAUUUGAUAACCUGUUUAGAAAAUGCUGCCGGUGGGAGGAACUCUGAUCUGUUUCCUCCUGGCCACGGUCCCGGGGGAUGAUUUUGUCACAAGCGUGGGGGCACUGGGGUCUUUGCGGGCAAAACUGCUUUUUUGGAAACAAUAAAAAGACUUGGCAGGGGGCUCUUUAUUGAGUCUCUCUUCACUCUUAA
Molecule: messenger RNA, 2983 nt
Organism: Dama dama (fallow deer)
Lineage: Eukaryota; Metazoa; Chordata; Mammalia; Artiodactyla; Cervidae
Gene: HMCES
Product: 5-hydroxymethylcytosine binding, ES cell specific
Exons: 9
Coding region: 69-1133 (354 amino acids)
Biological process (GO): DNA damage response
Molecular function (GO): single-stranded DNA binding
Source: RefSeq, a predicted model, not a curated record